Messenger RNA from Alosa alosa (allis shad), 2794 nucleotides. RefSeq names its product coenzyme Q10A (gene coq10a). The coding region runs from base 650 to 1393 and encodes 247 amino acids. Gene Ontology annotation, cellular component: mitochondrion. Gene Ontology annotation, biological process: cellular respiration; ubiquinone biosynthetic process. The transcript has 5 exons. Gene Ontology annotation, molecular function: ubiquinone binding. NCBI's taxonomy places the organism in Eukaryota, Metazoa, Chordata, Actinopteri, Clupeiformes, Clupeidae. The record is from RefSeq and is a predicted model, not a curated record.
UUUUCUCGCGAUAGUUGGAUAUGACGUGUGGCGCUCCAUGACGACCCUCUGCUAAGCUAAGCUACAUUUCCCUGCAAUGACAGGAACAGUAAGACCCUAACGUUUAACACAUAAGAACCAGCACUGUACGCUUGAGUUGACCUGUUACAUAAUACAACUUUACUUGCAAAUCCUUUGGGAUAGCAGGUGGUCUUGUUUGGAUUACAAAACCAUAGGACGGAGAAAAUGCUGUCGGGUAACCUCUGUUAUAACCAGAGACGGUUAAUGGAUGUUUGUUAACGUGAAACGAGCUAAUGUCAGUUGGCAGCUAACUAGCUGGUCAGCGUUAGUUUAUCAAACCUGUUUAAAGUGUGCAUGCUGCUUGGCAGUUACUUUCAGACAUACUUAGUACAUGUCCAACAAAUGCUUUCCUGGUCGAAUAUGUGGCUAGUUUAUUUAACGUGACGAAUCGCAGUGUAGCUAGAUAACAGUUGCUUGUUAACCACCACCGGUUGACCCCGAAGGCAGCUGUACCUAACCAGCGACAAUUAGCUAAGAUAUCACCAGAGUUUGGCCAACUGGCAAGCUAGUCUAGCUGUAAGUUAACAUUACAGCAAGCUAACUUUACUUGAAACAUUACUAGACAUUAUUGUUGGGUCAGCUCUGCUAGAUGGCUGUUUCCCUAGCCGCUCGUCGGCUACCGAUGGGAGUACGAACAUUCAGUGAUUUUAUAGAAAUUGUGACACUUGGCUCGACCCAUUCCACAUCUGUAACCUCAAGGGUACUACGGAAACAACCAAUCAGGUACCUAGCAUCAUGUGGCAUCCUUAUGACAAGACACCCCAGAUUGUGGUACCAUUUUGACAGAAACCCAGCACCCAUACCUUCAAGCCGAACCUUCAUCAGUCUGACCAAUAAAAGGAAACAGUACUCAGAACGCAGAAUUAUUGGCUUUUCCAUGCAGGAGAUGUACGAGGUGGUGUCCAAUGUGGAUGACUAUAAGCAUUUCGUCCCCUGGUGCAAGAAGUCCCAGACCAUUAUGAAGAGGGCCGGUCACGCUAAGGCCCAGCUUGAAGUGGGGUUCCCUCCUGUAGUGGAGAGAUACACAUCGAUGAUCACUAAUGUCCGGCCUCACCUGGUCAAGGCUAUAUGUUCAGAUGGCAAACUCUUCAACCACCUGGAGACUAUAUGGAGAUUCAGUCCGGGUAUUCCUGGGUAUCCCCGAACGUGCACAGUUGACUUCUCUAUCUCCUUCGAGUUCCGCUCCUUGCUUCACUCGCAGCUGGCUACCAUGUUCUUUGACGAAGUCGUCAAGCAGAUGGUGGUCGCCUUCGAGAACCGCUGUGGCAAGAUCUACGGCCCCGAGACCCGCAUCCCCCGAGAGCUCAUGUUCCACGAGGUGCACCAAACGUGAGCUCUGCACUGGGACCUACAGCAGGGUGUGUGUGUGUGUGUGUGUGUGUGUGUGUGUGUGUGUGUGUGUGUGUGGAUGCUUUGGGGUUGGAGGUUCUGUGAAUGGUUCUUGCCUAUCUGCAUCACGCCACCAGUCGGCUACAGCUGCGAACACUAGCGAAGUGACUGGAUCAUGUUUUUCCUGCAAAGAGAUCCUGCAAGCUCGGUGCUGACUACCUGGUCUGACAAGGUCCAUCACCCUCCAGGGGUGCCAUUCUGUAGCUUACAUGCUCGCUUGUAAUUUAGCUGUUCUAUUUAUUGAAGCAGACACAAACUUUUGAGACACAUUGAAAGAGGUCUGAAUAUAUAUAUAUAUAAUACAGAGAACCUUUUUUUAGUCACACACACAUUAUGGGGUGUUUGCUGGGUUUCAGUUUUAGGCAUGCAUUGAACAAUGGACAUUUAUUGGACACUUUGUGUUCAAUGUGGGCUUUUAAAUUUUAACAUUAAACUUAAUGUCAUAGGUAAUGUGCCUAUUUUUACUUGGACUUGAAGGAAGUAGAGUGAAGAGGCUUAUAAAGACAAAAGUGCAAUAACUUCACCUAAGCUGAAUCACUCUCUUCUCCACACAUAUUGGUCUGAUAUAGUUAAUUUGUGAGGAUUUUGUUCUACCUUGUGGCCCAAUUCUUUAUUGCACAAUUCAGUGUAAGCUGUGAGGAACUUAUCCCUUAAAGGAUUCACAAGCAUUGAGUAUGGAUCCAGAACAGAUUAAGUAUACAAUUAAAAAGAACAUUUCACACAUAUUAUACUGUUUUUCAUCUACACUGGGUGCUUUUUAUUGUUUUAAUUUGGAUAAUCAUAAUAUAUUAUUUAACAGAAAUAUAACACUUUGUAAAAGUUGAAAGAUUCUGUAUUUUUAUUCAACUUGAAAAAAAGUCUCAACACGUCGUACAAGACUGUGUUCAGCCUGCUUGUGUAAAAGGUCACAUACUUCUCUCCACAUAGUCAAGUUACAGACAGAGCAGUAGUGUGAAAAUGUGUGAUUUUGGUUGCUUUUAUUCUGCAUGGCCAGAGUGUUAAAACAGUUUGAGAGAAUUUUAAAACCUGCUUCUAUUUUUGCCAGUUUGCUGCAGAAAGGCCGUGUGUGAGUGUGCGUGAGUGUUUGUGCGUGCAUGUGUGUGUGAGAGAAAGAGAGAAAUUCUAUAUUUUAUCUUAAGUCACUGUUCUUUGUGUGUCUUCCUGUGGUACUCUAAAAGAAAUGGUGUUAUAUGUAUCCUUCCUGUAUGAGUCUUAGAUGUUUUGUCUUUUGGGGUUGAAAAGGUAACUCAUUAUCUGAUCUAUUAUCAGGUUUGAGUAAUGUGACGUGAUAGGUGCCAUGAAUGGUGAUGAUGCGCUGCUAAUAAAGAUGAUUGUGUUUCAUGAA